Molecule: messenger RNA, 1470 nt
Organism: Zophobas morio
Lineage: Eukaryota; Metazoa; Arthropoda; Insecta; Coleoptera; Tenebrionidae
Product: probable ATP-dependent RNA helicase ddx20
Exons: 2
Coding region: 59-1357 (432 amino acids)
Source: RefSeq, a predicted model, not a curated record
CCAUUUCUUUGUCGUUCCUAAUCCAGUCAUUGCUCAACAUCACUCAAACACAGCUACGAUGAACCUCAUCGUGACAGCAAUCAUUUUUCACCUUACAACCGGCAUCUUCGCCACGAACACCACCGAAGAAGCCCCCACGAACAAAACGAAACGCACGGUCUCUGGUCAAGUCCACAACUAUGGAGAAAACCGCCCCGUGGUGCUCUAUCCAGAAAGCACCCCCGUGUCGCCCCAGAGCCUCGCCAGCCUCUACGCCCCUGUUACCCUCAAACCCGUCUUCGAUCCAGAGCUCUCCAAACAAGUAGCAGCCCAGCAAGUCCUGUACGAGUUUCAGCAAACACCAACCAAUGCGGUUUCCAAUGUUCACGUGAACCAGUUCUACCAACCGCUGCAGAGCAAGGACGGAGGGCCCGCCCAGUUCAGCGGCUCUGAAACGGUGGCCACACCAGUGCAACACAGCGCCUUGGUGAGGCAUGGUCAGAAUUUCGCGCAAGUGCAGUACCAUCCGCUACCUCAGCACGUGCAAACCCAUCAGUACAUCCCAGGGAAGUUGCUGUACGUGAAUGGGAAAAUCACGUAUCCGUCGGGACAGCAAAAUGGGUUCCAACAACACCAAGCCUUCCAGCAGCAGCACCAACAACAACAAAAUGGGUUCCAGCCGCAGCAAAAUGGGUUCCAGCCACAACAAAGACCCAGUUUCUUGUACACGCACCCACAAGCAGGGACCCACAAGUUCGUCCCUCCACCUCUUGUAACCCGAAAUGCCUAUCGUCGUUUCCAGGCACCGGAGCCUCAGCAGAUUCUACCAAUCACGAAACCGAUGAGUGUUCCAGCAGUGAACGAAGACCAGAAAGAAGAACCAGAGGUGGAAGAGGAGGAAAAUGCGCCCAACAAGGAAGAAGAAGAGGAAGAAAAUGAAGAGAACGAUGAGGAGAGUUACGAGGAAGAUGACGAAGACGAUCGUUAUUUUAAUAAAUAUGGUUUCGACGAUGAUGACCACAAUAAUUAUAGGGAAGACGAUGAAGAAGACAAUGAGAGGGGUUCUUCGAAACCUGUACCAAAGAAGCACAAGAAAGUAACAAAACCCAACAAAUAUAACAAAAGUGAUGGUUACAAAUACAGCGAAAGCUACAGCACGAGUAGCAAAUAUGAGAAACCGAUGAGAAAAGGGAAGAAAAUUAUGAAGAACCCUAAAGUACAAGUGAAGACGGUGAAGGGCUCGAAGGGAGACCACCCGAGGUUCCGAAACGAAAAAAUCGAAGGGAAACAAUCACGGAAUAUUCCAGUGGUUCACAAACAGAAGAUUUUUAAGGAGAAGUGGUAUGUCACGAAGAGUACCGAUGACUCAAUGUUAUAGUUUUUUUUAGUUUAGAUUUGUUUAUUUUAUGUGCUAUAUUGUUUUAUAUUUUCUUAUUGUUGUUUUUUAUUUGUUUUCUAUUUAAUAAUAAAUAAAUACUGUUUGUUUGUAAA